GAACUCCCUCCAGGCCGCGAACCUUCCGCGGGAGGGAAGGGGUUAAGUUGGGGGCGUGUUGGAGGAGAGGAGAGCACUGGGGCUCUCGCGUCCGCAGCAACCCCCAGGCUCGGAGCAGAACUUCCUAGCCCCCUCCCCGGGUUCCCCCACCUCCUGGGGCCCGGGCCUCGGGAGUGAAGGGGCUGCGGGAGUUGGGGGAAUCAGGAGGCCACCCCACACAUAUCUGCACACCCCUGGGGAAGAAGGCGCUGAGCCUGGUGGGGAAGGGCAGGCAGGGUAGGGCAGCUGGAGCCUGUCUCUACAACUGCAAGCUGAACCUCCGUGUGGCAUCGACUCUCGGUUGGAGGAGGCGUCCCCCGCCCCGUGGCCGGGAGAGCAGCGGGUAGCAGUGGCCAUCAUGCACAGUGGUAUCGCGUCCGCCGUGCGCGCCCCGCGACGCCUCUGAGUCUGGGAGUUCCAGCCCAGGGCCCGCGAGCCUGCCCGCCCCCGCGGCCACACCAUGAGCCACGGGCCGAGCCCCCGGCUGGCCGAGUCCCCGCAGCUGUCCAAAGGUAGCCUCCUGACCAUCUUGGGCAGCCCGUCGCCCGAGCGCAUGGGGCCGGCCGACUCGCUGCCGCCCACGCCGCCGAGCGGCACGCCCUCGCCCGGGCCACCUCCCGCUCUGCCGCUGCCGCCGGCUCCCGCGCUGCUGGCCGACGGGGACUGGGAGAGCCGUGAGGAGCUGCGGCUGCGGGAGCUGGAGGAGGCGCGCGCGCGGGCGGCGCAGAUGGAGAAGACCAUGCGCUGGUGGUCGGACUGCACGGCCAACUGGCGCGAGAAGUGGAGCAAGGUGCGCGCCGAGCGCAACCGCGCGCGCGAGGAGGUGCGCCAGCUGCGCCAGCGUCUCGACGCGCUCACCAAGGAGCUGGCGGGCGCGCGGCGCGAGCGCCAGGAGGCGCAGGGCGAGUGCGAGGCGCGGGGCCGCGAGCUGGCGCGGCUGCGGGGCGCCCGGGGGGUCACGGACAGGACGCCUGACGGUCCUGAGACCGAGCCAGAGAGGGAACAGGAGCCAGUGCGCGACGUCGGGUCGGAGAGACCCCAGGGCAGCCAGGAGCUGGAGCUGGUGGAGGGCCUGCUGAAGAGCAGACCAGAGGAGCCCGAGGGCUGCUGGGAGGCACGCAGUGUAGGGGCCGGGGCCUCACGGGGCAGCUCGGGCCGCCAGGAGCGCAGCCGACUGCCCUGGGAGGACACCACCACCAUCAAGGAGGACGCCUCCAAGUUGACUGCCCUGCGGCUACGGCUGGAUGAGUCCCAGAAGGUGCUGCUCAAGGAGCGAGAGGAUAAAAUGGCACUGAGCAGGAACAUUGAGAAGCUGGAGGGGGAGCUCAGCCAGUGGAAGAUCAAGUAUGAGGAGCUGAGCAAGACCAAGCAGGAGAUGCUCAAGCAACUCAGCAUCCUGAAGGAGGCCCACCAGGACGAGCUGGGCCGCAUGUCCGAAGACCUGGAGGACGAGCUGGGUGCACGCUCCAGCAUGGACAGGAAGAUGGCGGAGCUGAGGGGCGAGAUGGAGCGGCUGCAGGCGGAGAACGCAGCCGAGUGGGGUCGCCGUGAGCGGCUGGAGACAGAGAAGCUGGGCCUAGAGCGUGAGAACAAGAAGCUGCGGGCACAGGUCGGGGACCUGGAGGAGGCGCUGGCCCGGCGACGGCGGCAGACAGCCAGCGCGCUGGACUGUGACCUGCGGGCCAGCCAGGCCGCGCUCUUCGAGAAGAACAAGGAGCUGGCAGACCUGAAGCAUGUGCACAGCAAGCUGAAGAAGCAAUUCCAGGAGAAGGUGGCGGAGCUGGCACACGCCAACCGGCGGGUGGAACAGCACGAGGCAGAGGUGAAGAAGCUGCGGCUGCGGGUGGAGGAGCUCAAGAAGGAGCUGGCCCAGGCUGAGGACGAGUUGGACGAGGCCCACAACCAGGCGCGUAAGCUGCAGCGGUCACUGGACGAGCAGACGGAGCAAAGCGAGAACCUGCAAGUGCAGCUGGAGCACGUGCAGUCCAGGCUCCGCAGGCAGCAGCAGAAUGCCCCCCUCUUUGGAAAGAUCCGCAGUGCUCGCUUUGGCGCCGAGGAGGCGGGGGACGGAGCCAGUGACCUGGAUGAGGAUGAGGACCUGCAGAUCCAGGUGGCCUAGAGCUCCCAGGGCUGGGCAGGACUGGCCAGCAGCCCGGGCCCCCGGGUGCCCAGGCUGACCAGCCACUUGAACUGAUGCAGCUACCUGUGCUCGCUCUGGGAGCAGACCACGGUCCCUGCCACAGAUGACUUCCUUCUCUCCCACAGUGGGCAUCGGUGGUCCCACCUUACCUACACUCUGUGAAAGGGAAGCC
Balaenoptera acutorostrata (minke whale) is the source of this 2351-nucleotide messenger RNA. It is a transcript of the gene CCDC102A, whose product is annotated as coiled-coil domain containing 102A. Gene Ontology annotation, cellular component: myosin complex. The record is from RefSeq and is a predicted model, not a curated record. The coding region runs from base 500 to 2158 and encodes 552 amino acids. The transcript is spliced from 10 exons. NCBI's taxonomy places the organism in Eukaryota, Metazoa, Chordata, Mammalia, Artiodactyla, Balaenopteridae.